AUGACCCAGACUCCCCUCAAGGCCCCGGCUCCCCUCAAGGCCCCGGCUCCCCUCAAGGCCCGGCUCCUAGGCUCCCCUCAAGGCCCCCGGUUCCCCUCAAGGCCCCGGCUCCUAGGCUCCCCUCAAGGCCCCCCUCAAGGCUCCUCUCAUGACCCAGACUCCCCUCAAGGCCCCGGCUCCCCUCAAGGCCCCGGCUCCCCUCAAGGCCCAGCUCCUAGGCUCCCCUCAAGGCCCCCGGUUCCCCUCAAGGCCCCGGCUCCUAGGCUCCCCUCAAGGCCCCUGCUCCUAGGCUCCCCUCAAGGCUCGGCUCCCCUCAAGGCCCCGGCUCCUAGGCCCCGGCUCCUAGGCUCCUCUCAUGACCCAGACUCCCCUCAAGGCCCCGGCUCCCCUCAAGGCCCCGGCUCCCCUCAAGGCCCGGCUCCUAGGCUCCCCUCAAGGCCCCCGGUUCCCCUCAAGGCCCCCCCGGCUCCCCUCAAGGCUCCCCUCAAGGCCCCUGCUCCCCUAGGCUCCCCUCAAGGCCCGGCUCCCCUCAAGGCCCCGGCUCCUAGGCUCCCCUCAAGGCCCCCGGCUCCUCUCAUGACCCCGGCUCCUAGGCUCCCCUCAAGGCCCCGGCUCCUAGGCUCCCCUCAAGGCCCCGGCUCCCCUCAAGGCCCCGGCUCCCCUCAAGGCUCCUCUCAUGACCCAGACUCCCCUCAAGGCCCCGGCUCCCCUCAAGGCCCCGGCUCCCCUCAAGGCCCGGCUCCUAGGCUCCCCUCAAGGCCCCCGGUUCCCCUCAAGGCCCCGGCUCCUAGGCUCCCCUCAAGGCCCCUGCUCCUAGGCUCCCCUCAAGGCCCGGCUCCCCUCAAGGCCCCGGCUCCUAGGUUCCCCUCAAGGCCCCGGCUCCUAGGCUCCCCUCAAGGUUCCCCUCAAGGCCCGGCUCCCCUCAAGGCCCCGGCUCCCCUCAAGGCCCCGGCUCCCCUCAAGGCCCCGGCUCCUCUCAUGACCCUGGCUCCUAGGCUACCCUCAAGGCCCCGGCUCCUAGGCUCCCUCAAGGCGACGGCUCCCCUCAAGGCCCCGGAGACCCCUCAAGGCCUCGGCUCCAGAGGAAACUCUCAUGACCCCGGCUCCUAG
Messenger RNA from Oncorhynchus gorbuscha (pink salmon), 1110 nucleotides. RefSeq names its product basic salivary proline-rich protein 1-like. The coding region runs from base 1 to 1110 and encodes 369 amino acids. NCBI's taxonomy places the organism in Eukaryota, Metazoa, Chordata, Actinopteri, Salmoniformes, Salmonidae. The transcript has 6 exons. The record is from RefSeq and is a predicted model, not a curated record.